This is a messenger RNA of Phalaenopsis equestris, 531 nucleotides long. RefSeq lists its product as uncharacterized. Bases 1 to 531 code for a protein of 176 amino acids. The record is from RefSeq and is a predicted model, not a curated record. NCBI's taxonomy places the organism in Eukaryota, Viridiplantae, Streptophyta, Magnoliopsida, Asparagales, Orchidaceae. The transcript has 2 exons.
AUGGAUUUAGACCUUGCGUUAAGAAUGGAAAACCCCGCUCCUCUUACGGAUGCUAGUUCCUCCGAGGAUAGGAGGAUCUAUGAGAAGUGGGAUCGUUCUAAUCGCUUGAGUCUUAUGAUCAUCAAGCGCGGCAUACCUGAGGCUUUUAGAGGUGCGGUGUCUAGUGAGAUCACUGAUGCUGCAAGUUUCCUUGCUGAAAUAGAGAAACGCUUUGCAAAAAGCGAUAAGACUGAAACUGGUAUUCUUUUAAAGAAACUGAUUUCAAUGAGGUUCAGAGGCAAGAAAAGUAUAAGAGAGUACAUCGUUGAGAUGUCUAACAUUGCUUCAAAGCUGAAGUUGCUAAAGCUCGAGUUGCCGGAUGAUUUACUCGUGCAUUUAGUUCUUAGUUCUCAUCCUCCACAGUUUGGCCAAUUCUUGGAUUUCACUCCUGUCAUUGAUCAAAUUGUGAAUCCAAAACAAGACAUUGUUAAUCAACCCCUUGAGGAACAAAUUCAACAACCUCAAGAACAAGAUCAAGAACAAAUGCUUUAG